This is a messenger RNA of Colletotrichum chrysophilum, 828 nucleotides long. RefSeq lists its product as uncharacterized. Gene Ontology annotation, cellular component: nuclear outer membrane; nuclear pore transmembrane ring. Gene Ontology annotation, biological process: spindle pole body duplication; protein import into nucleus. NCBI's taxonomy places the organism in Eukaryota, Fungi, Ascomycota, Sordariomycetes, Glomerellales, Glomerellaceae. The transcript is spliced from 2 exons. Bases 1 to 828 code for a protein of 275 amino acids. The record is from RefSeq and is a predicted model, not a curated record.
AUGUCCUCCUCAGUGAGCAGGGCCGCCGUGACCACGCCCGUCAGGUCGACACCACAGAAGACCGCCGCUAUUGUUGACAGCCCGGGUACCUGGAGACAUCCUCGUCUGAACGAGAUCACGAGACGACGCAAUGCGACCACCUUCUCCGAGAAGAACGUGAGGAAGAUCGCAUACAACAUUGCCUUUCUCCUCGGUCUGUGGCUUUCUCAGGUUGUCGCACGAUCAUAUGUCCCUACUUCUUGGAUCAAUCCUUCUCUGCGAUCGUAUCUCGGCUGGGCGUACUACGCGGUCCAGCUCUUUCCUCUCGUAAACAUCGGCAUGGCUAUGCUUCCGUUGUUCCGUCCUGCCGACGAUCUUGCCGACAUUCCCCUGACGCCUGCCCAGCGCAAGCUUCUUGGACUGCCGCCCAGCGCAACGGCAGCCACUCCUGAUGCUGUGUACAGCACGCCGCCGAGAUACUCACGCACGCCGUCCCUGGCUGGCUCACCCGCGAGCAACAGAAGCUUCUCUGGCUCUCCACUGUCUGGACGGGGCAGCCCGGCGCUCGGGUCCUCGUUCAAUGGACAAUCAUACUCGCCCUCUCCUCUGAACGGCAGCCCCUCUAAGUUCUCGGCUAGUCUGAACAGCAACCGGAGGUCAUCUUUCAGUUCGUCCACCAACUUUGGUGCGAGCACCAACAGCAACCUGGGCGCCAGUACCGCCUCUUCUCUGUUUCCCGACCCCGGAACACCAAGCCCCUCGACGGGCAAGCGCACUAGUGUUGGCUUGAACAACAAGUGGCUUUAUGAAAGGGGCAGGAGAUCUUCGGGAGGCAGCUGGAUGCACUAA